CACAGGCUGAGAACCCAAUUUUUUCUAGACUCCACUUCAAUAAACCCGGCUAUCAUUUGCCUUCGUCUCAUGCAUUUUGUUGUUUGUGUAAGAGGACUGCUCUUCGGAUUCUCGAGGACGUCUGCAGCUCUCGUUGCUUUCAGGUUUGAGGGCUCUCGUUCUCUGCUCUGGACAGAGUGUCACAUCGAGCUCCAGCGGUGAAAGCAGAACUUGUCCGAGCCCCCUUCUCCUGGGAUUGUGAAGAGGACCCGGGGAAGCCAGCGUGCUACCAGCAUCUGCCUGGCCGCCCAGCAUCUUCACCAUGAAUGAGAGUCGAAGGGAAGCGCUGGCGGCGGCGGCGCCCAUGGCCACCACCGCCUCCUCCUCCACGGCCGGCUCCAACACCACGGACAUGGCCGGCCCCGGCGAGAAGGACGAGGCCUUCUCCAAGCUGAAGGACAAGUUCAUGAACGAGCUGAACAAAAUCCCCUUGCCGUCAUGGGCCAUCGUCUCCAUCGCCUUCGUGGCGAUCAUCCUGGUGCUGGCGUGCUGCUGCUGCAUCUGCAAAAAAUGGAUAUUCAAGAAGAAGAACAAAAAGAAGGGCAAAGACAAGGGCAAGAACGCCAUCAACAUGAUGGACGUGAAGGACGGAGCGACACUGACUCUUGGUGGGUGUCUCCUUCAGGCCUUGAAGGAUGAGGAGGAUGCGGAGACAGGGCUGACCGAAACGGAGAAAGAGGCCACGCCCAAGGAGGACGAGAAACUGGGCAAAUUACAAUACUCCCUGGAUUACAAUUUCACGGAGAAUACGCUCAUAGUGGGGAUCAUCCAGGCGGCGGAGCUGCCCGCCAUGGACAUGGGCGGCACGUCCGACCCGUACGUGAAGGUCUACCUGCUGCCCGACAAGAAGAAGAAGUUUGAGACCAAGGUCCACAGGAAGACGCUCAAUCCCACCUUCAACGAGCAGUUCACCUUCAAGGUCCCGUACGUGGAGCUCGGGGGGAAGACGUUGAUAAUGACGGUGUACGACUUCGACCGCUUCUCCAAACACGACGCCAUCGGGGACAUCAAGGUGCCCAUGAACAAGGUGGACUUCAGCCACAUCACGGAGGAGUGGAGGGAUCUGAUCAGUGCUGAGAAGGAGGAGCAAGAGAAGCUGGGCGACAUCUGCUUCUCCCUGCGGUACGUCCCCACCGCCGGCAAGCUGACCGUGGUCGUCCUCGAGGCCAAGAACCUGAAGAAGAUGGACGUGGGAGGCCUGUCAGAUCCAUACGUGAAGAUCCACCUGAUGCAAAACGGCAAGAGGCUGAAGAAGAAGAAGACGACAAUCAAGAAGAACACCCUGAACCCGUACUACAACGAGUCCUUCAGCUUCGAAGUCCCAUUCGAACAGAUCCAGAAAGUGCAAGUCGUCAUAACCGUCCUGGACUACGACAAGAUCGGCAAGAACGACGCCAUCGGCAAAGUGUUCGUGGGCCUGAACAGCUCGGGGACGGAGCUGCGCCACUGGUCCGACAUGCUGGCCAACCCCCGGAGACCCAUCGCCCAGUGGCACGUGCUGAAGGUGGAGGAGGAGGUGGACGCUCAGCUCUCCACCAAGAAAUAGACAGGGGCCCUUUCUGCACCUGCCUUGUAGUACUCUUUAGCCAGUAUGUGUAAAUACCUCAGUGAUAUAUGGGUCCAUCCAUGUAACCCCCCCCCCCCCACACUGUCCACUCCCUAACUGUUGAAACUUCCUGUCACGUCAUAUCCUUCGCUUUUUCUAUCAGGUCCCUUCUCUUCUCUUUUGUUUUUCUUAAAUAGUUUUUAAUCUUCGGUUCCAUCCUGAUUGAUUCUGCAGUUUUCUUUCCUCCCCCGUCGAGCCCUGAGACCCCCCCCCCUCCCCCCGACCAAAAGCCCCCCUUCUUUUAAGCAAUACGAUCUGUAUAGAUAGCGCAUGACUGAAAGAAUUUACUGUACCACAGUUGUAUAUAUAUAAGUAUGCAGACAAAAAUGAUUUCUAGUUUGUGUGUUUGUAUGUUGUUACCCGUUUCCUAAUCCGUGUAUAUCUCGAUGUUUUUAAUAAGAUGUUCUAUUUUAAAUGAUGUAAAUGCAGAUAUAGAGGAAAGACAAUAUUAUAUAUCCCAGGAUUUAAAAAAAAAUCUACCUUAUUACCUUAUUGCAUUCCAGAUAUAAAAAGGGAAAAUGAAUUCCAACCUGCUAGUGUGUGGGGGGGGGGGGGGGGACGUCAGCAAAGGAUCAUCACAGAAAACCUGGUGGAUAUAAAUAUAUACACACAAAGCUCCGAAACACACUAGGCCAUUAACUGCUAUGGUUUUGUUGGGGGGGGAACUAAUUAUGCUGCUGGAGAUAACACAAGCACAUGAUUUCUUAUGACUUUUUCUACUUAUUUCUCAAUCAGAGGACCAAUGUGUUGAACUGGUUCCCAGUCAGCGUUUCCUUUCUCUUUUGUUGUCCCUUGAGAGACGGGCCCCGUGUGGAAGAAGCACCGAGCUGUAGCCGUUGUGUCCUUAAGCUAAUUUAACAAUACUUUGUUACCUGCUUACUUUAAUCAGCCUUGUAGUCUUAUUCCGGCCGGGGUCCGAGUUUAAAAAACACAAAAA
Messenger RNA from Pleuronectes platessa (European plaice), 2582 nucleotides. RefSeq names its product synaptotagmin Ia (gene syt1a). The transcript has 10 exons. Gene Ontology annotation, cellular component: axon; dense core granule; synaptic vesicle membrane. The record is from RefSeq and is a predicted model, not a curated record. Gene Ontology annotation, molecular function: calcium ion binding; syntaxin binding; clathrin binding. Lineage: Eukaryota; Metazoa; Chordata; Actinopteri; Pleuronectiformes; Pleuronectidae. Gene Ontology annotation, biological process: synaptic vesicle endocytosis; regulation of calcium ion-dependent exocytosis; cellular response to calcium ion. Bases 302 to 1585 code for a protein of 427 amino acids.